AUGUAUAGAAAACUUUUAAUUUCGGUCGUCAUCCUUUUUAUAUUCUACAAUGAUUCAAGUGAAGCACAGAAGAAAAAAGAGACUCUCCUGUCUGAGAAAGUGACCCAAAUGAUGGAGUGGACCUCCAAGCGUUCCGUCAUUCGAAUGAACGGGGACAAAUUUCGCCGCUUUGUGAAGGCGCCUCCCAGGAACUACUCAGUUGUCAUUAUGUUUACAGCUUUGCAGCCACAGAGGCAGUGCGGGGUCUGUAGACAAGCAGAUGAAGAGUUUCAAGUGCUGGCCAACUCCUGGCGUUAUUCCUCUGCCUUCACAAACAAGAUCUUCUUUGCAUCAGUUGAUUUUGAUGAGGGAUCGGAUGUUUUUCAGAUGCUUAAUAUGAACUCUGCGCCAACAUUUAUCAAUUUCCCUGCCAAAGGGAAGCCCCGUCAAGCUGAUAACUAUGAGCUCCAGGUCAAAGGCUUUGCAGCUGAGCAGCUGGCGAGGUGGGUGGCAGACCGGACUAAUGUACAGAUACGAGUCAUUCGUCCUCCAAACUAUGCUGGGCCUCUCCUCCUUGGCUUUCUCCUUGCUGUUAUUGGCGGACUGGCAUAUCUACGAAGGAACAAUUUGGAGUUUCUCUUUAACAAUAAUGUUUGGGCCUUCUCUGCACUGUGCUUUGUCCUGAUCAUGACCUCUGGGCAGAUGUGGAACCACAUCAGAGGACCCCCAUAUGCACACAAAAAUCCUAACUCGGGCCAGAUUAGCUACAUCCACGGCAGCAGUCAGGCACAAUUUGUGGCUGAGACACAUAUUGUCCUACUCUUCAAUGCUGCAGUUACUUUGGGGAUAGUGCUUUUGUGCGAAGCUGCCAACUCUGAAACAGACAUAGGAAAAAGAAAAAUUAUGAGCGUUGCAGGUAUUGCUCUGGUGAUGCUGUUCUUCAGUUGGCUGCUGUCUAUUUUCAGGGCAAAGUAUCAUGGAUACCCAUAUAGGUAA
Messenger RNA from Nerophis lumbriciformis (worm pipefish), 975 nucleotides. Lineage: Eukaryota; Metazoa; Chordata; Actinopteri; Syngnathiformes; Syngnathidae. The record is from RefSeq and is a predicted model, not a curated record.